UAUAUUUUUAUUUAAAAUGAAAAGAUAUCAAAGGAUACUAUGAUUAAAAUAUUUUAAAAAUUAUAUUUAUUAUUAGUCUGAAUUAAAAUAUAGUAUGAAUUUCUAUGAAUAGGUUCAUUAGGUCCAUUUUUUAAAAAAAUCACACAUGAAUCAAGGUUGUGACUUCUGUUUUAAUAUAUAAGAUAGGGGAAUAAUUUGUUUGUGGAAAAUUUGUAUUUUCUCAGAAAGGAAAUUUGUAAACUACAUCCGCAAUUAUACUCAAUUGGGUUUUAAAAUGUUCUUGUUGGGGAAUGUCUUGGGGUCCGAUUGGUAAUAGCUGUAGCUUUAAAUAUUUUACUGUAGAAAAAAAUCUGUAGACUUUUUGCUGUGGCUUUAGAUUUUAUUGCUGUAGAAUUUUAUUGAAGCACUAAAAAAUUGCUUUGGAUAUUUGGCUCUGCAGAGCACUUGUACAGCUGUAGGAUAUUUUAAGAGCUGUGGUUUCAAAAAAAAAUUUAAAGCUUGAUUGCUCUGAAUUUGGUGCUGUGGAAAUAAAUAGGGCUGUGGACAGCACCUACAGCAACUACCAAUCACCCCCUUGGUCGUCUUGGUUUAGCAGAUGAGAGAUGAUGGAUGACUCAUACCUCCAUAAGUCCUCAACCGAAAUGUACUAUAUUUUAUACAUUUCUUAUAUCACUUAGUCAAGAAAAGAAAGUUCCUGGAACAAAUCAAAGCAAAGUAUACUCAUCACCAUCCCGGUAUAAAGGUCGACCCCUUUCCCAGAAGCAUUUUCAUUCAAUUCGAUCGUUGACGUUAGAUUACUUGGAGCAUAUUUCGCUAAACCAUCCAAGAGAGUUGAUUAAAAUGGAUGCUAGUCAGAUCUUUCAAGGCGAGCCUGACAACUACGAUGGCGUUACCGUAACCAUCACGGAACCAAUGGAUGCUAGUAAGAUCUUUCAAGGCGAGCCUGACAACUACGAUGGCGUUACCGUAACCAUCGCGGAACCAAUGGAUGCUGCUGUUUUCACUGAAAAGCUUAGGGCUUCGCUUUCGCAUUGGAGACAAGAGGGGAAGAAGGGGAUUUGGAUCAAUCUACCUAUUCGAUUUGCUAAUCUUGUAGAGGCUGCAGUUAGUGAAGGAUUUAGAUACCACCACGCGGAGCCUGAUUACUUGAUGCUUGUAUCUUGGAUCCCAAACACACGUGAUACAAUCCCAGCCAAUGCUUCUCACGUUGUAGGUGUUGGUGCUUUGGUCCUCAACAAAAACACUGGAGAGGUCCUCGUUGUCCAGGAAAAGAGUGGCUAUUUCAGAAAUAAAAAUGUGUGGAAGCUCCCUACCGGUGUUGUCAACGAGGUGAUUUACAUUUCUUUUACUCCCGAUGAACAAUUGAACAGUAAUGAGUGAACCCAAUUUAAUGUUACACCACAAAACGUUAUUUUGACGACAUAGCUAGUCAGCUUAGUAAGUAGUACAUAUAGUGACGUUGGUCCCUGGAAAGAUGACUGAUGAUAUCAAGUUUGAAAUUAAAGGAGAACGUUGGAAAUGAAGUUUUAAUUGUUUUUUUUGGUUGCCUCUAAGAGCAUCUCCAAAAAGGAACUCUAUUUUGAAGUUUCCAAAACUUUAUAUUUGAAGUUUCAAUGUGUUCUUCUCCAAAAGUAAAACUUCAAACCUAACUUCAAAAUUAUUUAUCUUUUACACUAUGAUCCUUAUAUUUGUCAUAGUUGAUGUAAAUUCAUAAAACUUCUAUAAAUAACU
Messenger RNA from Brassica rapa (field mustard), 1731 nucleotides. RefSeq names its product nudix hydrolase 7-like. Gene Ontology annotation, molecular function: ADP-ribose diphosphatase activity; NADH pyrophosphatase activity; NAD binding. NCBI's taxonomy places the organism in Eukaryota, Viridiplantae, Streptophyta, Magnoliopsida, Brassicales, Brassicaceae. The record is from RefSeq and is a predicted model, not a curated record.